This is a messenger RNA of Leptopilina heterotoma, 1237 nucleotides long. Its product is annotated as probable serine/threonine-protein kinase DDB_G0283337. The annotation marks the transcript as partial. The record is from RefSeq and is a predicted model, not a curated record. The transcript is spliced from 5 exons. NCBI's taxonomy places the organism in Eukaryota, Metazoa, Arthropoda, Insecta, Hymenoptera, Figitidae.
AUGAGUUGUGAAUUACAAUAUUUAAUCGACGCUACUCAAGAUGAUGGAUGGUUUUAUAUAAUUAAUAAAACAGCCAUUUUAGUAACGGAAAUUGAUGAAAUCGUUGUAGGUGCUAAAGUGCAAUUUCUUUAUCCAGAAAAUGCAACAAAACCUAAAGUGAGAAAAGGAGUCAUUUUACAAGAAUCAGAGAACGAAACUGUCUUACAAAAAGAAAUGGACAAAAGAUGCCGUGAUCUCGAAAAAUCCAACAACAAGAAAAAUCAUAACCAAACCAAAAAAGAACAAGAGAAAAAAAACGUUGAAGCAACAAAAAGAAAAUUGGAGAAAAUUAAAACUUCCAAUAUAUUAAUGGCCAAAGAAUUACAUGAGGAUAUGAAUAAUUCAUUGAAGAAGAAACCUUUGCAAUUUGAGGAAAUUCUUGACAAUGCAUUAUCUUUAACAGAUAAGCUGUUCGAUGCUCUUUAUCAUAUGAAAAUGGAGGUUCAAAUGGAAUAUGAAUCUGUGCCAAAGGAACAUGGAAGUAAAAUAAAUAGUGAAAUGAUACAAAAUGUGGAUGGAAAUAAUAAGAAUGAUAAUGAGAUGCAAGAGGAAGUUAUUGAUAGAAAUUAUAAUGCAAUGUCAAAAAUUGAUAAGAAUGAUAAUGAGACGCAAAAAAAAGUUAUGGAUAAAAAUGAUAAUGCAAAGUCAAAAAAUGUUCAGAAUGAUAAUAAGAUGCAAGAUUAUAAUAAAGAUAAAAAUGAAGAUAUGGAUUUGGAAAAUGAGUUUGAAAAUCACAUGUUCUUAAGUGAAAAUAACGAAAAGUCUAAAGAUAUUAAUGAAAAGAUAGGUGAUUCUAGAAAUAAUAAAUCAAAAUCGAAUGAAGAUCUUUGCAUGGAAUUGGAAACAGAGGUUAUGACUUCACUGACUAUUCCUGAUUCACAAGAAAUUUUGGAUUCAUCCGCAGAGGCUGAAUCUCUAAAAGAAACUACAGACAUUCGUCCUUCUUCAUCAUCUGACAAUCCGUCCUUUUCUCAUGAAGUAGGAAUUAAUAGAAAGGAUUCAGUUUCCCCUGAAAGCUUGUGGAUGAUGAAGUGCAAAGCUUCGGACUGUGAUAAUGUGACAGUUAUCGAAUUAGUCAACAAUAGUGGAGUAUAUAUAAAUAAACAUGGAUUGAAGCGGGCUAUAACAAGAUCAAAUACUUCCACAGUUUUGGCGAGGUCAAUUUUAGUUGAACUUUUUAAAAAUGAUGCUCUUGCAA